Molecule: messenger RNA, 1578 nt
Organism: Lemur catta (Ring-tailed lemur)
Lineage: Eukaryota; Metazoa; Chordata; Mammalia; Primates; Lemuridae
Gene: NMNAT1
Product: nicotinamide nucleotide adenylyltransferase 1
Exons: 6
Coding region: 275-1117 (280 amino acids)
Biological process (GO): NAD+ biosynthetic process
Molecular function (GO): nicotinamide-nucleotide adenylyltransferase activity; nicotinate-nucleotide adenylyltransferase activity
Source: RefSeq, a predicted model, not a curated record
CCAAUGAGGUUGCGGCUGCGGUGUUCUUCUCGCUGGCGUCCGGGUCGCGGGUCGUCUGCGGGACGACUGGGCCGGUCGGCCGUGAGUGCGGGAGUUUCAAUUUGGAUAUGAAACCACUUUUCUAAACCACCUUAGAGAAGACUUGAUAUACUAGUUGGAAUGGUUCCAAUAACCAACCUUGCAAAACACUUCAGAUUCAGAGAAUUUCCUUUGUAAAGACAUCAAGGGAGGUGUCACAGUUUUCCAUUUAGAUCAACAGCUCCAAAUUCCUGCCAUGGAAAAUUCGGAGAAGACAGAAGUGGUUCUCCUUGCUUGUGGUUCCUUUAAUCCUGUCACCAACAUGCACCUUAGGUUGUUUGAGCUGGCCAAGGACUACCUGAAUGGAACAGGAAAGUACAGAGUUAUCAAAGGCAUAAUUUCUCCUGUUGGUGAUGCAUAUAAUAAGAAAGAGCUUAUCCCUGCCCAUCACCGAGUCAUCAUGGCAGAACUUGCCACCAAGAAUUCACAAUGGGUGGAAGUCGACACAUGGGAAAGUCUUCAGAAGGAGUGGACAGAGACUAUUAAGGUGCUAAGACACCAUCAAGAGAAGCUGGAGGCUAGUAACUGUGACCAGCAGCAGAACUCACCUAUGCUAGAAAGGCCUGGACGGAAGAGGAGGUGGACUGAACAAAGACAAGAUUCCAGUCCAAAGAAAUCCCUAGAUUCCAAAACAAAAGGGGUGGCAAAGGUAAAGUUGCUGUGUGGGGCAGAUUUUUUGGAGUCCUUCGGGAUUCCGAAUUUGUGGAAGAGUGAGGAUAUCGCCCAGAUCGUCGCAGACUACGGACUCAUCUGUAUCACUCGGGCCGGAAGUGAUGCUCAGAAGUUCAUCUACGAAUCUGAUGUGCUAUGGAAACACCGGAGCAACAUCCACCUGGUGAACGAAUGGAUCACGAAUGACAUCUCGUCCACGAAGAUCCGGAGAGCCCUCAGAAGGGGCCAGAGCAUUCGCUACUUAGUACCAGAGCUUGUCCAAGAAUAUAUCCAAAAGCAUGAUUUGUAUAGCUCUGAGAGUGAAGACAGGAAUGUUGAGGUCAUCCUAGCUCCUUUGCAGAGAAAUACUGCAAAAGCUAAGGCAUAGGAAUUCUAUAGUGGAAAUUUUGGAUUUCCCCUUUUGGGGAUUUGAAACAAUCUGGGUAAUAGUAAUUGGGGAAAGAAAUUGUGAUCCUGUUUCAUAAACUAAAGCUUAAACCUUUGGUAAAUUUUCUUUUAUCAGAAGUUGCUAAGAUGAAUGUUUUCAGUAGGAUUUUUUUUUUAAAGAAUGUAGAAAUCCCUUUAUCUUUAAAACAAAAGAUUAGCAGAACACUAAAACCAGAAGAAUUUUCAAUGAAACUAGUUAUAAAUAAGAAGUAAAAAAAAAAAAAUCUUGACUCAAGCAUAUAAAGGAAGCCAAAUAUUAAAAGCAAAAGUCCAUUUAAAAUUCUAACUUUGGCCAGGCAUGAGUCAUUAUGCCUGUAAUACUGGCAAUUUGGGAAGCUGAGACUGGAGGAUCACUUGAGCCUGGACUUUGAGACCAACCUGAGCAAUAUAGCAAAACCCUGU